Nematolebias whitei (Rio pearlfish) is the source of this 3539-nucleotide messenger RNA. It is a transcript of the gene mlh3, whose product is annotated as mutL homolog 3 (E. coli). The transcript has 12 exons. Gene Ontology annotation, cellular component: mismatch repair complex. Lineage: Eukaryota; Metazoa; Chordata; Actinopteri; Cyprinodontiformes; Rivulidae. Gene Ontology annotation, biological process: mismatch repair. Gene Ontology annotation, molecular function: ATP-dependent DNA damage sensor activity; ATP binding; mismatched DNA binding. Bases 1 to 3450 code for a protein of 1149 amino acids. The record is from RefSeq and is a predicted model, not a curated record.
AUGAUUAAGUGUUUGCCCACAGAGGUUCAGGAGAAACUUCGCUCUGGUGUUGCCAUCCCCACGCUGCAGCAGUGCGUGGAGGAGCUCGUCCUGAACAGCAUCGACGCCGGCGCGACCUGUGUGGGAGUCAGGAUGGACAUGGAGGCCUUUAAAGUUCAGGUCAUCGACAACGGCUCAGGGCUGACUGCUGAGGACAUGGCACACGUGGGAAUCAGAUACCACACCAGCAAAUGCAGCUCUGUUGAAGACCUGAACAACCUGAAAUGGUACGGUUUUAGAGGAGAAGCCUUGGCGAGUAUAGUUUCUCUAGCCACGCUUGUUGACAUCUCCUCUAGGACAAGACUGUCAGUGAAAACACACGUUAAGCUGUUCAAGGAUGGAAAGGGCUUGGAUGUGUUUGAAGCUGAAACUGUCCGACCAUCUGCAGGGACAACUGUUAUCGUUUGUAAUUUCCUACACAACAUGCCAGUUCGGAGGAAGCGGCUCGAUGGUGUCCUUGAGGGUGAGAGGAUCAGACAAAGAAUGGAGGCUGUUUCUUUAAUGCACCCCUCUGUGUCCUUCACCCUGAAGAAUGACUGCACAGGGGCCAUGAUGGUGCAGCUUGCCAAAGCCAAGAGCACCUAUCACAGGUUUGUUCAGAUACACGGCCUUGCACGAGGAGAGAAACUCGGGGAAGUCCACUACACGCACAAGCAGUUUGAAGUGACUGGUUAUCUUGGCAAAGAGGGACACUACAAUAAUAGUUUACAGUACCUGUAUGUAAAUGACAGGCUGUUGCUGAAAACACGGAUCCACAAGCUGCUUAACUUUCUACUACGCAGACUGAGUGGUUCAAACCAGAAAAACAAUAGCCCGGAAGUCCCUAAGAGUCCAAAAUACAAGCGCAACCAUGAGCAAUAUGGAGUAUAUAUCAUCAAUAUAAAAUGCUCUUACUCAGAGUAUGACAUUUGUCUUGAGCCUGCCAAAACACUCAUAGAGUUCAAAGAGUGGGAUGGGGUUUUGCUGUGCGUUGAAGAAGCAGUCAAAGCUUUUCUGAGGAAGGAGAACUUGGUGUCUUUGUUUUCUCAAGAUGACUUGGACUGUAUAUCUUCUAAAGUGUUUAGUACUGACGGGACAGAUAAAGAAGAGGAAAGUGACAAAGCUGGUCAUAUAUCUGUUGGGACUUCCACCCUGGACUGCGGUGUUGGAAUGAAACUGGCAUCUGAAUUUGUUCAUCGUAGGCGCACAGAUGACUCAGUUUGCCUGGAGGAUGAUCAGACUGAACUGAAGCAGAAAGAGGUGAUAUCAGAUGAGUUUAAGAAUACACCACAAUGUGAUAUAAAGUCUGUAUCUUCUACUAAUGAAGAGGAGCCAACUUCAAGCGAAGCUGGUGAAAAUUUAGAAAUUUUACACAUGCCACAUACAACAGAAUGGAGACUUUUAACAGAAAAAGACUCACAGUUAAAUAAUAUAUCUUCAACCACUGAUGUAAAUUCCACGCACAGCCUCUGUCAGCCUGAUUUAAACCGUACCAAAGAGUCUCUGGAAUCUGCUGGCAGGCGUGAACAAAUUUUAGUAAGUCAACAAAAGAUCAGUUUGUCUGACCCAUACAUUCACAAGCGUCUUCAGGUUCAGGACCAGCUCGAAACAAGCAAACUAGGAUUUCAGAAGCAAGGUUUGGCAGCAAACUGUGAAAAAGCAUUCUCAAAGCGCAAAAUCUCACUGGAAGUGGGUAAAGACGGAGCUUCUCAGAAACUUUCCGUCCCUUUAAAGAUUCCCAAAGUUCUAGUUUGUCAGAAAUUGUCCACGUUUGGGGAGCCGGGAUCUCUCGAUAAGUUCAGACGAGCAUACGUUAAAUCCUUUGAAACUAAACUCUCACAUGCUCAUUUACAGAAAAGUGCUCAACUCUCUCAGAUAAGCAGCUUUGAUGAGAAUCCCAAGCAUAUAUCUGUUUGCAAAGACAAUCUACAACUGGGUCAAGUUAAGACAGGAGAGGAAGAGAUUAGCUUCCAAAGCCCACAAACCCUCUCAGCUGUCAACGAUCAGAACAAAAGUAAAAUGUCAUUAGCAGCAAAACUUUGUCAUUUAAAACAACACGGGACAGAAAAUGUUGAAGUCUCACAGCACAGUUCAGGGAGUCUUGAGAGUGAUAAUGACUGUCUUCAAGAGAGCAACAACAAUCAGAAUCCUCAGGACCCUGCAGUGAAUGUUGGUCCGGUAUUAGACUGCAUUACGAACCCUCAGCCGCACAGAAACGAAGAGGAUUUAACGUCGAACGACUGGCUGCAUCACUACGAUGCAUCUGUUGGGAAGAUGGUUUAUGUCAACAGAAUGACAGGGCUCAGCAGAUAUGAGGAUCCAGCUGCAGAGGACACACAUGUGCGCUGCACGUCUGACGUUACCAACAUGGCAGUUAGUGUCAUCUCUGAGAUGGGGAUGGAGUACAGGUGUUACCCAUUUCAGGUGGAUUUAGUUUUGCCUUUCCUGCCUAAGUCCAGACCAGAAAGAGUGAUUAGCUCAGCGAUUGAUUGUAGAGAUGAUGCUGAUGAGAGCUCCAACUCGCUCUCUUCACUGUAUUCCAAAUGGAAAAAUCCUGUGUUUGUUCGGCCUCCUAUGGUUGGUUUGAAUAUUUCCAGUGGACAAGCCGAUGGACUUGCUGUAAAGAUCCACAAUGUCCUCUUUCCGUAUCGCUUCUCUAAGGCCAUGAUUCACUCAAUGAAGGUUAUUCAUCAAGUGGAUAAAAAGUUUCUUGCAUGCCUUAUCAACACAAAUGAUGACGAAUCUGCUGCACAGAGUAAAGCUGAAAAAAAUCUCUUGGUUCUGGUGGAUCAGCAUGCUGCACACGAGAGAGUUCGACUGGAAAGUUUAGUUGCGGAUUCAUACGAGGAUGACCCGGAUGUCCUCGGGGAGAGACGUCUCUGUUCAUCAACUAUUUUACCACCUCUGGAGCUCAGCAUAACUGAGGACGAGCUGAGGCUGCUUAGAUCUUGUCGGCCACAUCUGAGGAGUUUGGGUCUGGAAGUUGCUUUCUCACAAACAGCAGCUCCACUUGUGUUUGUUGGGAAGGUACCACUUUGCUUCAUGGAGAAAGAGAGCAACGAGCUUCGGAGGGGGAGGCCUUCUGUCAUCAAGCCCAUUGUUGAGGAAUAUCUUCAAGAGCAAAUUGAGUUACUUCGCACUACAGGCAGGGUGAGAGGAACUUUGCCUCUCACUGUUCUGAAAGUGCUUGCUUCACUCGCAUGCCACGGUGCCAUUAAAUUCAAUGACGGCCUGAGCAGAGACGAAUGCUGCAGCCUGGUGGCGUCCUUAUCCUCAUGCCAGCUGCCUUUCCAGUGCGCCCACGGUCGACCGUCCAUCGUUCCACUUGUAGACCUCCAUCAUUUGGACAACGACCAGAAGGAUAUCCAGAAACCCAACCUGAGAAAGCUGCGGAGAAUGUACAAAGCAUGGGAUCUAUAUGGAAAAAAAUAAAAAAAGGUGUGCUUUUAGAUUCAUGUGUGCAUUUUAUUGUGAACAAAAACGAUCUAACUCAAAAAAAAAAAAAAAAAGUCUUUAAUAUA